AUGUCAGAACAAGACGCAAGCAUCCCGCACUUCAUCUUGCUGGUCACCUUCAAUGCUGUAGCCGUUGGGGCAUUCACGGCGUCCAUGCCGUUACUACCCAUGAUGCUACCUGAUGGCUCACCAGUCAUCUUCUCAGCUAUUACCCUAAUUGCUUUCGCAAGCCCUUUUCUUAUUCUCAACCCAAUUUUAACAUCUGAACGUAUUAAGGCUUGUAUUCUCUCUGAAGUUCUCAUUUGCGGGGCUUGUAUUGGGACGGUUGGUAACAUGCUGCUGUCAUUCACUUUGCUAGUGGCUCAUAGGACCGCAACCGAUGCCUUUUUAGGCAAGUUCGUUUUGAGCCCUUCCGUUGCACGAAUAUGCAUCCCGAUUACGAUGGCCAUCAGCGGCAUUGGCGCUUCCAUGUCGCAUCUUGGGAUCGUGCGAUGGAUUGAGGAUAGCUUGCGAUCGCUAACUGAAUCUGUGAGGCAACUGGUUGUGGGAGAGCGUAUCGCUGCCUCAGAGCUCGCCAUCGGGCUAGGGGCAGCUGUUUCACCUAUCUUGUUUUACUGCGUCGCGACAACAAGACAAAGCGUUUUCGUUCCUUUUUUGAUUGCCGGGUGCCUUCAGAUGUGUCUUUCAAUACGAUUGUCAACUGUUCUUCGAAGUCCCACUUCAGGGACACCCUCUAGCGAUGGGAUCGCAUCCGAGUCAACCACCCGAGAAGGCUCCCAGUGGAUGAGCAGUGAGAGAUUUGCUAAUUCCGCGUAUGGCUCUAUUCGAGAAAAUGAUGAAACUAUCUUCAAGAUCUCCGAAGCGGAAGCGCUUCUUGACCUACAGGACGACCGAGAUCCAGGCGUAGGCCAUGCACUGCGUUUUCCAUGGGUCUGGAUAACACUUUUCCUUGCAGUAAUUGCGUCCUCAUCGACCUCUUUCUUGCGACCAAUCCUAGCUCCUCGGCUUCUGCAUGAGUUGCACGAGCCCCAAAUCGCUGUCGCCGCAAUUUUUUCACUUUGUACACUAACGGCUACCAUUGCUGAGGGGAGGAUGAUCUUGCUGAUAAUGGAUUGGCUCGGGAUCCGAAAUGCUGUUUUCGUAGGCCUUCUUGUUUGUUUCUGCGGCUUUCGAAUACUCCUAGAAGGAUCUAGGACAAUUUUCCCUGUGACUUUGAUAGUGCUCGGAUCAAGCACUGCUCUUACUUUGACUGUGUUGGAUUUAUCCCUGACAACGCACAUUCCAACCAACAACGCUUCGAACAGCUUAAACUUGCUCGCCGGUUUCGCUUUUUCUGUUGGUGAGGUGAUCGGAAUGCUUGUCGCUGGAUUGUGUUAUGAUGGCGGGGAUGGGUUCGUAGAGACUGCAUCGAAGUGGUAUCACUUCAUGUGUAUUGCAUAUGUGCUUGCCUUCAUCCCGUAUGGAAUUAUGUUGAUCUGCGAACAUGUAUUUCCUUCCGCGGCUAGGAGAGUGGUGUCGUAUAGAGUGCCGCUUUGA
This is a messenger RNA of Chondrus crispus (carragheen), 1467 nucleotides long. RefSeq lists its product as hypothetical. NCBI's taxonomy places the organism in Eukaryota, Rhodophyta, Florideophyceae, Gigartinales, Gigartinaceae. The transcript has a single exon. Bases 1 to 1467 code for a protein of 488 amino acids. The record is from RefSeq and is a predicted model, not a curated record.